Anthostomella pinea is the source of this 345-nucleotide messenger RNA. Lineage: Eukaryota; Fungi; Ascomycota; Sordariomycetes; Xylariales; Xylariaceae. The record is from the annotation of a GenBank genome assembly.
AUGGCAUCCAACGCUGAACAGCAGAUGAUCCACAACCAGAUCCGACGAGCCUUCGCGGACCUCGACCCCAAAAACGAGACUCCGGCCAUCAUACGUGAAUUCCUCGAGGAUGCCGGCGCUAGAGAUCGAGCCACGGCCGGAGCGAUCUUCGCUGCCGCCGCUCAGGCCCGCCUCGCAGCGGCUCGUGCCGCACAGACUGACCAGGCUGCCACUGCUAGUGCUGCCGGUGCUGCCGGUGCUGCUCCUGCUGCUGCUGGCCAGGGUCGUGGAGGUCAUGGUGGUCGUGGUGGAGGAGGAGGAGGAGGUCGGGCCGGCAGCCAGGCUGGUGCCCAGGGAGGACAGUAG